Messenger RNA from Penicillium egyptiacum, 139 nucleotides. The record is from the annotation of a GenBank genome assembly. NCBI's taxonomy places the organism in Eukaryota, Fungi, Ascomycota, Eurotiomycetes, Eurotiales, Aspergillaceae.
GAAGACCACCAACAGGAAGACCACCAACAGGAAGACCACCAACAGGAAGACCACCAACAGGAAGACCACCAACAGGAAGACCACCAACAGGAAGACCACCAACAGGAAGACCACCAACAGGAAGACCACCAACAGGAAG